GUGUAGAUUUCCCCGUGAUUAUGGAGAAGAGCCAAUCAGGAUUGAGAUGCCGGUGGAGCUUGGGUAUUCUUGGCUUUGUCAGAGAGCAUAAAGAAUCCACCGAGCUUCCUUGAGAAUUGGGUCUGGAAACUCAACGAACAGGGUUGAGAGGGUGAUAUGUACACAGUAUUUAGCCAUUGAACACAAAUAAUAAUGACAAAAAAUGGAUAUUUGCUGUGAGACGGCCUCAGAAGACCUUGACAAGACCAAAAGGCUUUUGCAUAAACCCUGGAAAUCGAGACUCCACAACUUCCUCAAUAGUCCCUCACCUCAUUCAAGGAAAAAACUGCACAGACAAUCUGUUAAUGAGGCGAAACAGUGGGGACAAUCCUUAGAGAAACUACUCAAUCAUAAAUGUGGCCAAGUGGCAUUUCGGGUCUUCCUGAAAUCUGAGUUCUGUGAGGAGAAUCUGGAGUUUUGGCUUGCCUGUGAAGAGUUCAAGUCCAUCACCAGUCCAGAGAAGCUUGCCUGGAAAGCUACUAGCAUUUAUGAAGAAUUCAUCCAAAGUGACUCCCCUAUGGAGGUCAACGUCGAUUACCACACAAGAGACACGAUUGCUCACAGUCUCCACAAGCCAACCCCAUCUUGUUUUGACGGUGCCCAGAGGAAGGUCUGUAGCCUUAUGGAGAACGAUGCGUAUCCUCGGUUCAUUCAGUCUGACUACUACAAGGACCUGUGUGCUGGUAGCAGGGGCUUAGGAAAACAUAAAAGAACUUGAGACUGACUGACUCAGACUCCACAAAAAUGUACUCUGGCAAUCCAAUUCUCUGCUCUUCUCUUGAAGUGUGCACUUGACUUGAACACUCCCUCACAUGGAAUGGUUCACCUGAUAAACAACCGACGAACACUACUGACUUCAAGUGUCUGUGUUAUUUGUAUAUAUUGAUGGUGAUGUAUAUUUGUAAACUUGUAAUAUUUCAUAUUUAAUAAUUCCAUUGUAAGUUGUACUUGUAAUUCAGCUUGUUGCUAUAAUGAUUUAUUGUACAUUUAAAAAUAAACAUUCAUGGAUUUAGCGACGUGAAAAUUCCUCCAGCCAAUGAUUACAUCAAUCCCAUGUGAAAGGACAAGUACCCUUCUGGAGGAGAGGAGAGAAUCUGGGUGCGGCCUUAGUCCUCUUCAUCCCCCUGUGACGCGUUAGGGCAUCGACCAUGGCUCUCCACCUACACUGAACAUUGCAGCAAGGUCUCAUCUGAUAACACAAUCAUAGCCAGAUAUUGCAGCCAAGAUUCAAUCAAUCAAUCAAUCCAUCAAAUGUAUUUAUAGAGCCCUUUUAACAUCAGCAGACGUCACAAAGUGCUUACACAGAAACCCAGCCUAAAACCCCAAAGAGGAAGCGAUGCAGAAGCAAAGUGGCUAGGAAAAACUCCCUAGAAAGGCAGGAACCUAGGAAGAAACCUAGAGAGGAAUUAGGCUUGGCCCCCAAACUUUUACAGAUGCACAAUUGAAAGCAUCCUAUUGGGCCUGGUACGGCAACUGCACUGCCCACAACCCCAGGGCUCUCCAGAGGGUGGUGCGGUCUGCCCAACACAUCGCCGGGGGCACACUAUCUGCCUUCCAGGACACUUACAAUACCCAAUGUCACAAGAAGGCCAAAAAUAUCAAGGACAUCAACCACCCAAGCCACGGCCUGUUCACCCUGCUAUCAUCCAGAAGGCGAGGUCAGUACAGGUGCUUCAAAGCUGGGACGGAGAGACUGAAAAACAGCUUCUAUCUCAAGGCCAUCAGACUGUUAAUUAGCCAUCACUAGCCGGCUACCACCCGGUUACUCAACCCUGCACUUUAGAGGCUGUUGCCUUAUGUACAUAGACAUGGAAUCACUGGUCAAUUUAAUAAUGGAACACUAGUCACUGUAAUGUUUACAUAUUGUAUAUACAGUAAAUACAGUAUAUUUUUUGCCUUUCCGACAAUGCUCGUCCUAAUAUGUAUAUAUUUCUUAAUUCCAUUCUUUUACUUUUAGAUGUGUGUGUAUUGUUGUGAGUUGUUAGAUAUUACUGCACUGUUGGAGCUAGAAACACAAGCGUUUUGCUACACCCGCAAUAACAUCUGCUAAAUAUGUGUAUGUGACCAAUAACAUUUGGUUUGAUUUGAUUUGAACAGCUCACCAACUUACUAGCCUGAGACAAGGCAGAGCCUAGCCCACAAAGAUCUCCCCCACUGCACGAGUCCGAGGGGGGCGCCAAACCAGACAGGAAGAUCACGUCAGUGACUCAACCCACUCAAGACGAGUAUAGCGAGAGAAAAAGCCUUGCAAGAUGUGAUGCACACCUCCUAGGGACAACAUGA
Oncorhynchus kisutch (coho salmon) is the source of this 2322-nucleotide messenger RNA. Its product is annotated as regulator of G-protein signaling 2. Bases 203 to 757 code for a protein of 184 amino acids. The record is from RefSeq and is a predicted model, not a curated record. The transcript has 5 exons. NCBI's taxonomy places the organism in Eukaryota, Metazoa, Chordata, Actinopteri, Salmoniformes, Salmonidae.